AUGACUGAUAAAGUGCCAGACCAACCCAUGUGUUAUCCCAAGCAUUCUCGGCUCUCAAAGAGAGAAGCUACGUUUGAGCACGGAUGGCCAGAGCCUCUCUUAGGAAAAAUACCAGACAUAGCUCGAGCUGGGUUUUACUACAAGGGAGUGAAAGAUAGUACUACCUGUUUUCAUUGUGGAUUUACUUUAACUAAUUGGGAUCCCGAGGACGAUCCUUAUGCAGAACAUGCUUAUUGGAAUCUGAAUUGUCCUUACAUCAAUCUGUAUAAAGGACGAGGGUGGGUGAUGAAUGUUUUCAUUGCAGGUUUAGAUCAGCAUGGGUAUAAACUUUUAACUGAGAUCAAACCUUUACUGAACCCAGAACCAGACGUCCAGGCUCGAGGAAAAUGUCACAUUUGUUUAGACAAGGAAUUAGAAAUCGCUUUUCUACCUUGUGGACACAGACAAAACUCAGAUCAGUGUGUUGAGUCGUCAGCUAGCCUUGCCUCAUUUGAUGUCAGCUCAUCAAAAAGCUACCCAGGUACCUCACGGAUAUCUUCUGGUCGACCUGAGUCCCCAGACCCCAGACCAAUACCGAUUGAGAAGUCGAAUGUUUGA
Messenger RNA from Saccostrea cuccullata (small rock oyster), 597 nucleotides. RefSeq names its product baculoviral IAP repeat-containing protein 3-like. Gene Ontology annotation, biological process: regulation of cell cycle; negative regulation of apoptotic process. Lineage: Eukaryota; Metazoa; Mollusca; Bivalvia; Ostreida; Ostreidae. The record is from RefSeq and is a predicted model, not a curated record. Gene Ontology annotation, molecular function: cysteine-type endopeptidase inhibitor activity involved in apoptotic process. Gene Ontology annotation, cellular component: nucleus; cytoplasm. The coding region runs from base 1 to 597 and encodes 198 amino acids. The transcript is spliced from 2 exons.